Messenger RNA from Diabrotica virgifera virgifera (western corn rootworm), 4076 nucleotides. RefSeq lists its product as uncharacterized. The transcript has 3 exons. The coding region runs from base 495 to 1784 and encodes 429 amino acids. Gene Ontology annotation, biological process: regulation of transcription by RNA polymerase II. Gene Ontology annotation, molecular function: DNA binding. Gene Ontology annotation, cellular component: transcription regulator complex; nucleus. The record is from RefSeq and is a predicted model, not a curated record. NCBI's taxonomy places the organism in Eukaryota, Metazoa, Arthropoda, Insecta, Coleoptera, Chrysomelidae.
UUUAUUAUCUGCUAGAUUUACUUAGGUCCAUUUUUCAGAUGUAAAAAUAUCUAAUAAACGCAAUAUUGAUUAAAUAAAAAUAAAAAAGGUAAAGUUGGUAUGGGAUUCGAACCACGAUUAUCCACGUCCGAAGACCAAAGACCAUUUCUCGUCACCACCCGCUCCAACUGUCAACACAUAUUACUCGAUAAAGUGGGAUAGUCACGUCGUCGAUAUUCCCCUUAAAUUAAAAAGAGACUACCGACCAAAUAGGCUCAUUUAUCUCUGUCGCAAGCGUCACCCAUUUUAAGAUGACAGGGCGCAAUCUAGAGUAUUAUAUAUCUAUGGUUUUGUGUGACGGUAACCUAACCUAAACUUACUUCGCGCCCUAAACUUCUAUCGCUACCUUCGUUGUUUACAAAUAGACAUUUUUUGUUUUGUUUAUAUGUACUUAUUACGUUACGUUAUAGUUACGAUUUCUCUUAUCCAAAAAAAUUAAAACUGUGUUGUUAAAAAUGUCCAUUUCUAAUAGUGAACUACGUGAACAAAAGAAAAUUAAAAAAACCAAAUACCUUCAAAAAUAUAAAAAAGAAUGGGAACAGCUGCCCGAGUUUGAAGGAUGGUUACAAAAAAGCGAAAUAUCUGUACAAUAUGCAACAUGUAAGUGUUGCAACAAAAAUAUUAAUAUAACAAGCGGAAAGGAGGCUUUAAUUAAACACAAUUCAAGCAAUGGUCAUAAAGAAAAAUAUGAUACUCUAUCUAACCAAUCAUUGAUUACAUCUUUUAUUGCUCAGCCUCAGCCAGGUACAUCUGCAAGAAGUUUAGAGAAUGAAGUCGAUGAAGAAAACUGCGUUGUGCAAUUAAUAAACGAAGUGGAGCAAAGACCUGCGCUAUAUAAAAAAAGUUUAAAAGAGUACUCCGACUCGAAUAUGAGGAAAAAACUUUGGGAGGAAGUUUGUGAAGCAGUGUUCGCCGAUUGGAAUGAGCUUAGUGUCGCGGACAAAACAAAAAAAGGUCGCGAAGUGCAAAAAAAAUGGUCUAAUUUAAGAACUUGCUUUCGCCGAGAAUUGACCAUACAAAAGAAUACCAAGUCGAGACAAGCUGCGACCAAGAGACGUAAAUACAUGUACUUUGAACAAUUAUUGUUUCUACUUCCAUAUAUGGAAAAUCGAAAUACCGAGGGUAACCUGGAAGAAGAGGACAAUAAUUUUCAAGAAAAUGAUGAGGAUGAUGAUCAAGCUGGACCAUCUAAUUCCACCACCCCUAUUCGUAAGCAGAAGAGGCUUAAUGCAUCGAAGACUACGAACGUGGAUGAUGCUUUAGUAAAAGCAUUAAAUGAAUCUAAUGGUCCCGAUGAAGAUGUAAACUUUGCUUUGUCUCUAGUCCCUUCACUGCAAAAUUUAACGCCAGAUGAAAAACUUGAUGCUAAAAUAGGCAUACUGAGUGUGUUUAAAGAGAUAAGGCUAGCUAGGUGUGGCCAGUCUUCUCAACCAAUUUUCAUGUACAAUGAAGUUCAACAACCGCUGUCCUCUGUUCCUAAUCAUCGAGGGACCAACAACAUGCCACCACAGCAACACUUUCAGACUUCUACAUUCAGGUCUACACCAUCCUCCAAUUCGCUGCCGAAAAUCAAGGGUAUUCGAAAUAAUCCGUCACCCGGAAACUCCAGCGACGUAUCCCAGUCGUAUUAUCCAAAUGAAUACCCUUCAGAUGAGUCUCAAAUAGGGGUCGCCAACUUCUUGAAAGUUUCAAGAUCUUGUCUUGAUCAUGUCAUGAAAUCAAGACAAGAUCAAGACAAAAAGUAAUUUUAGAUUUCAAGACAAGACAAGAAAUCUUGAAAUAUCUUGACUAAUAAUAAAAACUAGAUUUUAUUUUGAAUAACAAAUUUAGCAUAUUUUUAAAUCGGAAUUGAUAAGCCAUGAAUUAAGGCAGAUAACACUUCUUAUGGAGUCAACGCGUAGCCGAUUUCUUGGCUUUGUUAUUAUUAAAGUUGCUCUUGAAAAUAGCCUUUCCGCAUGUACAGAUGUUGCUGACGUUCCGAGAAAAUCCUUGGCUAUUUUCGAUAAUGACGAGUAGAUAUUUUCAUGUCUUCUCCACCAAUCAAGUAUAUUUUCUUAUGACCUAGGCUCAUUUAACUAUUUUUCAAUUUCAUACUUCCAAGAUUUUAAGUUAUCAUUAUCAGCUUUCUUAACUAGGUAAGUAAGUAAUAUCUAGAUUAAAUUCGUUAUCUUCCCUUUUCAGACUAAGUACUGGCUCUGGUAUUGGAUUCUGUAAAUCAUUCUGGGAUUUAUUAAAGUAGUUAGCUUUAAAUAUUUCUUAAAAUUUUUGUACUGUCUCUGAUUAUAGAAGCUUUUCCCAAGAUGAGGAGGAAAAAGCCUCUACUUUAUGCCGAGGAUUCAAAAUAAGAACUACACAGUAUAUCCAAUUAGUUUUAAUAUAGUGUUUCAGUAUUUUAUCUCUCGCAGCUUGAAUGCAGUAAAUUAAUUGCUCAUCGGUAGCGUCUCUAUCAAUUUUAUUAUUAAGUUCAUGACACCAUAUUUCCAGUUUGUCUAAAAGUAAAUUUACUCCAAUUACCACCAAUGGGAGUGUGCAAUAUUUUCUCCUUCGAGAAUUGAAGAAAGUGUUUUAAAGCUUCUCAGAUAUAUACAGGGUGAUGAAUUGGAAAACGGACCAUAGAAAACUCAAUGUAAAAUUCUAAACUGUUGAAUUCCUGCUUCCCUAAUUAUUCUACAUCAAAAGACAUGAGAAACUAUGUGUAGAGGAUUGAAAUCUUUACUGAAAACAAUUGUUAAAAUUUUUCUACGAAUUAAACACAUUCCAAAAUUUUGUAAAAUAUAAUAAAUGUUAUCAAAGUAUUUGCCAAAUUUAGGCCACACACAGUAUAAGAAUGUGUAUAAGGUUGCCUUCGGUCACAAUGAAAUUAUUAUAUUAACAAUAUUUUGAACUUUCAGUUUUUUAUUUUAUCGUUUUUAUUGUUUAAAAAACAAUAAAGUCGAAAAGAUGUCCUCAGUUGAGGAGAAAGUAGUAAUAAUAAAGAUGUUUUAUUCAGUCAAUAGUUUGCGUACUGUCAGAAAUAGUAACGUGUGGCCUUACUUUUACGCACUUACUUAGGUAUGGCAAAUGUAUUCUAUUUUUCAAAAUUUUGGACUCUGUUUAAGUCGUAGAACAAUUUUAACUUUUGUUUUUAAUACAGAUUUCAAUCCUCUACAAAUAAUUUCUCAUGACUUUUGAUGUAAAAUAAUUAGGGAAGCAGGAAUUCAACAGUUUAGAAUUUUACAUUGAGUUUCCUAUGGCCCGUUUUCCAAUUCACCACCCGGUAUGUACUGACAAAAUUUACUGACCAGAACCAUUCUGUAUCUAACAUUUUGCAAUUACAUAUUUAGAUUUUUCUUGUUGUCGCAAUAUCAUUAAUUAAAACAUUUACACUUAAACCCCAUGUUAGCAUCUCGAAAGUUGAAUGUCAUCUUGUAGGCACAUCUAAUUUUGGCAUAGUCAUCUUACAAUUUAUGGCCUCGCAAGCACUGUUAAGUUGCAUUUGCCCUGAGUUUUUGAUUUUUUUUAACAAGGUAUUUAAUUUUACUUACAGGAGAGUUGAAAUCUAAAGUAGUAUCAUUUAUAUCAUUUUCUACUUCAAUCUCAUCCUCCAAAUAAACAAAAUCCUUUUUGAUGUCUAAACUAUUUCGAUUUGGUUCAACAAUUUUUAUGAAAUCCUGGACAGCUAAGUUUUGAAUAUGUUCGAAACAUACAAAAUGCUUAUUUUAAGCGUGCAAUUACACAUCAAUUUUGAGUUCGUCAGGAAACAAAUGCAGAUCAAGGACUCCCCCAGUGGCAGUCAAGGCUGUGUUAGCACGCAACGCAAUAAAAAGAUCGCCGGGGAAUCACUGGACCUGGUAAUCAAGAAAUUUCAAGAUCUGGAUAUUUCUUGCGUCAAGACAAGAUAUAAGAUGACAAGAAAACGUCAAGACAAGAUUUUUUAAAAUUUCUGAUUUUUUCUCAAGACAAGACGUUGUCAAGACAAGAAUUCUUGUCUUGUCGAUCCCUAGUCUCAAACAAUCUACAACAAUAUACAAAAUAAUUUAAAUAAAUAAAUAAAUAAA